GACGUCGACGGAGGCUGGCGAGCACCGCCAGCCGACAGUUAUCCCGUGGCUGUCGGCCCGUGCGCGCAGCUCCCGAGGCAUCGAUCGACCCGCCGCCGUCGCCGCCGCCAGCAACAGCGGCUCUCACCGGCGCGCGCCGCCCGCUUCCAGGCCUGCAGCUCCUCGGCAGCAAGACCAGCGCCAGCACGGCCAGCCGAGGCGAGCCGCCGCGGGCGCUGCGUUACGCCCUCGCCCCGACUCUGCAGGUCGGCGGAGCUGGAAGCCGCUAGCCCCGAGCAGGAGCAGCCGACCGAGGCCCGGAGAUGCCCGACCAGGCUCAGGCCGACGAGGGCGCAGCGGGCUGCGGCGGCGUAGUCGAGCUGAACGUGGGCGGCGUGUUCUACACGACGGGUCUGAGCACGUUGACGCGCGAGGCCGACUCGCACCUGGCCGGCCUGUUCCGGGACAAGCUGAGCCUCGAGCGCGACGCCAAGGGCAAGUACUUCCUGGACCGCGACGGCGUGCUCUUCCGCUACGUGCUCGAUUUCCUGCGCAACCAGGCCCUCGUGCUACCGGAGGGCUUCCGCGAGCGCGAGCGGCUCAGGCAGGAGGCCAACUUCUACGGACUGGCCAACCUCCAGAGGGCCAUCCAGGACUCGCCGCCGGAGCGCGUCUCCGUCAUGUCCACGGGCCAGAAGCGGGGCUUCAUCACGGUGGGCUACCGCGGCAGCUUCGCCUUCGGCCGCGAGGGCCUGGCCGACGUGCAGUUUCGCAAGCUGUCGCGCAUCCUGGUGUGCGGCCGCGUGGCGCUCUGCCGGGACGUGUUCGGCGAGACGCUGAACGAGAGCCGCGACCCCGACCACGGCGUGAGCGACCGCUACACCUCGCGCUUCUUCCUCAAGCACACCUUCAUCGAGCAAGCCUUCGACAUGCUGCAGGAGCAGGGCUUCCGGCUGCUGGCCAGCUGCGGCAGCGGCACGGCCGGCGGCGCCACCGCCGAGCUCAAGCCCGGCGUCGACCUCGAGGAGAACCGCUGGAACCACUACAACGAGUUCGUAUUCGCCCGCGACUAGAGCGCCCACGGCCCGCUUCGAAGCGCGCGGGCCCGCGCUCGAGACCAGUACUUUAAUCCGAGAAUAGACGGCCCGCUGAAUCGAUCGUUCCAUCGGCGAGAGCGCAUCGGAUCGGCCGGUCCGCGGCCCGGAUAGACGAGGCUGGCGCAAGCAACACGGAGCCCAGCGAAAUAUGCUCGUUGCGCGCGACGUCGCUACCGGCCAGACGAAUUUCGUAGCCAGCUGCAAAGACAAAGAGGGAAGGAGAGCUAGGAAUUAGAAUGCACAGAGGCGGGCGGGUGAGCGACCGACCGACCGAGUCGGGGACCAAGUGAAAAAUGAAGCGCGCGCGCCCCUGCAUUUCUCCAUUAUUUUGGACAGCAAUGCCACGCAGAAGAAGCUGUAGCUCGGUUCGUUCUCCGUGCGCUUGUCGUGAGCGUAUUUCAAGGGAACAAUGGUCAAGACGAACAUCUCUCUAUCGUCGGCGCAAGCGCUUUAUGUACGUGAAGACGGGGGGCGUGCAUCUUGCAGCGGGGAGCAGCCAGUUUUUCCAUUCUCCAACAUGGCGUCGCGCUUGCAGUCUCGACUAGGAAAGCCCGGCACAGGGGGGGAAAGACGAGGAGGAAGAAGGGGAGCCAUUAACGCCGCUACCGACAGGCGUUAAUGGGGCCGAGUAAGACAAAUGACGCUAAUUAGCUGCGAAUGGAGAAGACAAAGACGACGGUGCGGUGCGUGAACUUUGCCGGGAUUACGCGAGGAGAGCGUGUUUUUGCGGUCAGAGAAAGAUGAACAAUGGCUCGACAAAGGCGGCAGCGUCAAAAGAACCGUCGCGUUUAAUCUUGCGACUUUUGACUUCGGCCCGUUCUCUGUAGUAUUCGACGUGCCCUCGCAGCCAGCAGCCCUUUCGCGCGCGCGCGCGCGCGCGGCUCCCCUAAUUAGAGUGGAUUCCGUUUAGCGCGACUCGCUGGCCUUUUGUGUCCGCCAGCCCGCGACCCAAAAUUCUUCGUCGAUGCGUCUCUUUUGGCGCGGGUCUCCGGCCAUAGAUUCACAGAUUAGCGCCGCCGACGCCUUCUAAGCUCAAACGCAUCCGCGGUGCUGCGGUGCGCGUCCAUCCGUACGAAGCUUGGAUUACCGGCUUCUUCCUUUUCUCUGUUUCAACGACCGCCCGCGCGACAAGGACGCCGGGAUUCAGUUUGGAUUUUAGUUUGGGUAACCGAAGAUCGGUUGGCAGAUAAUUUCGUGGAACACAAAUGCAGCGCGCUUUUAGCAAACUUUCUCCCCUUGAAAUCAUAAUGCUGCUUAGGACACGCCCGGCUCCAUUCGAAGCUCAUUGUACUUCCAAACUAUACUUCCUACUUUGUUUGUAAUUUAUCUUCCGAGGAUAAUUCGCCUUUGGAAAUUGAAUUUGUCACCGGAGGGCGGUUUAUCGUGCUACGUAAAAAUAACUUGGAAGUCCGUUUCUCGACAAUCGCAACCUCUACAUCCACUCGUAUAGCCAACUAUUCCGAAACAUAAAUUUUAUUAUUUACAGAGGAUUUCCUCCGUCGAGUAGUGUUUGUUUAAAAAAAUUGAAUGAAGGUAUUUACUCUUUCGUCGACAUACGAAGCAGCUUUUUGCAUACACCUUUUGACGACGUUUGUAGCACGCCGUUUUACAGUUUUUCGUGGCAUUCCCGGCAGAGACAGGGCAAAGUAAAUUAUAAAUCCGAAAAAUUCAGUCGAGUGUCAUUUUAUAUAUAUUGAAUGAAAUUAUACAAAAAUAAAAUUGUACAUGCCGUGGCACCUAAGAACGGUAUUAAUUGAUGUAGGUUGAACUAUUAGAGCGAGGGUUUGAAGCGGCAAGUAAAUCCUUCCCUUACGGCUCGCCGCGGAAAUCACUCUUCCUAUAAUAAUUUCGUCGUCAGUAGCGCUAGCCGGCCUCGUUAAGCCAGAGCUAUUACAGAGUUUCCUGCGGUCUCCACGCCGCGCCUAGAAAGACAAGUUUUCACAGAUUCUCUAGAUUUUUUUAUUUCAGGUACUUCGUGAAAAUUAAGUUAAUUAUUGCGGUUGGCAAUUCAUAUUUGCACUCCAAAAUGUUUUGCGGUUUUUAAAAGCAAACUAUUCGUAGUGUUUUCUUUCGAUAUUCGAAACACAUCAACCGUUCGUUUAUUGUCAGCCUUCCUGGGAUAUUAUUUAAUCCGCACUGAUAUUCGAGUAGAUAGGUAGGCGGGUAGAUGGGUAAAUGGGUUUCAAGUUGAUUGCCGUGGUAAAAUGAAAAUGAAUCGACGCUCUUGAAAUAACGAAAAAAAGUGUUCGGAGCUGAACUAGCAGGAAGUAACGCGGGCAAAGUGGUAUUUUCGGAACCCGUAUCAGCGCGUGGUCGAUCCACAGAGAGGCGUCCCGUAAGCUGCUGUUAACGAGAAAGGAGAUAGAGGCCAUGGAAAAAAAGAAUUAUAAUCGCAUUCGGACUGGUAAUUGCUCGCGUUCGAUGUAGUCGAAUGGCCAUCGAGAGCGCAAACGAAUAAUUGAAGGGAACGUCGUCGCUAGGCCAUUGGUCGAGUCGCGCGACUGACUUAAUUGACAGCGGUGCGAGCUAAUGUUACGGUCUGCGAGUGAUUUGCGAUGAAAAGCGGCUCUAUUUCACGCUGCACGCGCGGCCUCGUCGACUUAAUGAUUAUUUGGGCAAGCAUUAUCUGCGCUGUGGGGCUACCUUUGCUGCCGAGCGACGGAACGGAUAAUCGAUUUGAAACGAGCAAACCCGACCACUACUGACGUUGCGCGCCAGCAAUCGCAAGGAGAAUUCACCUUAGGCAGUCGAUUCGCCGCUGGUCUCAAUGAUUCGUUGAACCCUGUUUUAUGUUUUUGGCAUCGUUCUUGCCCAACGACUUGCAAGACCUUUAGAAGCGACGGAGGAGCUGGCGAUAUUUGGAAGGAGCCUGGCGAGCGCAGUAACAGGUGAGCUAGGCGGACAGCCUGCGGAGACUGGAUGUCGUUUGGCAGAGCGAAGGGCCACAAGGGCUGUGUCGUUCGCCAGGCCGGCAGCCGAGCCCCGCUGGGCCGUGCGCUUCUCUCGUGCCGCGCGCGACUAUCGAUCGGAAGCUUUGCGGGCGUCAUCCAAGCUUGUAUCGGGAACAACGGGCCAGACAGACAGAGCGUUGUUUGCGCGUCGGGAAUAAUCCGUCGAGUGCGCCCGCAGCGCUUUGAAAAUCAAUGCCGCCGACGGGCUUGAGGGGCUCGCGCGCCUGUCGACGAGCGUCGCUGCUCCGUGUCUGCGCGUCCACUCGCGGAGGCGCCUCGCGUGCCCGCGCAGACGCGGGCCGCACACGCGACACGCGCCAAAAAUGCGAAUCUCCGGAGCUGAACAGGAGGCGUCUUUGUUCGAGGCAAUCUGUCGCUAGCAGCUGUUUCCCCUGCGACGAUCCGACCGCGAGUGAAAGCGCUCUCGCCAAGCUUAUGCAACGUCCGCGCCUCGCCUAAGCUUACUUUUCGAUUAGUCCUCAAUGAGGCUCUCCAUUUGUUUUCCUGCAUCCUUGGCAAACUUGCCUUCUUAACUAUAGUUUAGCGGCGCAAUUGUGCCAAACUCGGGCUCUAGUCAAGUUUUGCAUCAAAGCCUCUCGAGGAUUCGGAUAAACUCCCAUUGAAACUCCUUGUUUAGGUAUUGUCUAAAAGAAACUAGUCGAAAAUUAUGAGAUCGUUGCUUGCAGAAGCUACGGUUUAUCGCUGCAUGGCAGUCACGUAGCGCGCUGUUUGUCACUCGACAAACUCGCCCAUUUUACUGCGCUUGUCGGCAAAUGUAUUUUAUCAUUCGCCACCGAGCGAAAGAGCGAGAGAACGAGGUUUAUCGGGCGCCACGCUCAACGCUAUAACACUCGCCUGUUAUUCAUCAACGCACUCAAAAUACGGCAGCUUGAUUGGAGCGCGAACGGCAACAGCCAAAUCCACGUAUAUAGGUGGAAUAACGCGGUCACAUCUGAAGAGACGCCAGUGUCAAGCUUUUGCUACGCUCACAAGUCCCACUUGAAUAUUCAGUUUGGUCCUGAGCCGACUAAGACGCACCGAGAAUCCACCUCAACUACAAAAGUUGCUAGCCGCGAGAGCUCAUUUUUAUUCUUCGGCAAACGCAUUUUAAUAUUCAUGUCGUAAUCCCUUGAUUGUCUCUUCUAAUGCACUCGUAGACGUGUAUCGGACAAGAUGUUUCUUCCGAGGCAGGCGCAACUCGUUUGUCCAUUUGAGGUCCAUCGUUUUCACAUAUUCAAAUGUCGGCUUGUAAAUGAAAUCUGCAAAUUUGCCUGUCGGGCUUUUUAGUGUUUACAGCGAGCGACGAUCCUUGAAAAGUAAACAAUGUAGAUACAAGUUUAACUAGGAUAGGUCGAACCCGGCAUGACGUAGCUGCGGGUAGCCGAGACAAGAGGAAAGGUGUAGAGAGAAAGAGAGAGAGAGAGAGAGAGGAGGGGAGGAGGGAGUCUCUGUCAAAUGGUCCUCUCAAAUGCAAACGCAAUUUGGGAGCUCAUUUGCCAAGUGAACUUGCGUGCACUCAUAAUUCAUUAUAAUUCUGUGGGUGUGUGCAUUGGCGUCCUCGGUGCAGACGUGAUUUUAAAAUUGUCGCGCCACUAGGAUGCGCUGCCACCAGCCUUCCGCUGUAAUUUUCAUCACUCACACCUGCGUUCGCAGUGUCACAACCGUUUCAGCGUUUGCUCAUCUUCGUUUGUCCUGCUCUCCAACGCUCCAUACAUAAGCCGACUUUGUGGACGAAUUAUUUCGAUAAAACAUGCGCUCAACCACGGCUACCCUGUGAUUCGUUGACUCGCUAAGGUCUUAUCGUCAGACAGAACAACCGAUAUGCGCGAGCCAUCAGCAAUUUCAACUGAUUUAACUGGACAAGCUUCUCGUUUCAACGAGCUCGACGAUUUUUGCAAUUCCAUCAUGGAGUUUCACGGCCUUUGAGCUGACUUUUUGAAAUAACAAUGGCAGACUGGAAGCUCGCAGAAUGCAACUGUACGUUUCGCUUUGUUUAGCUGACGGGCGCAGCGCUUUGAGAAGCAGCGCGGAAAAGAAACUGGGCGAAAAGCAGACAGUGCUGUCGGGCUCGAUGAAACAUUAGCGCAGGUAGCUUAUCGAUGAGCUGCAGCUUGAUUAGCCGGACAUCGGGGCUCGAAUAGUUGAGCGGAUUGUCGCUGCGCUGGAGGUGACAUUGACUGUUCAGCGAAACCAAUAGAUCCGAACGUCCGCCGAGCGUCCGCCGAGCGUCCGCCGAGCUAUUUUUUGCCAUGGCCAUCGGCUCCCUCUCCCCGUCGUUUCGCCGCUCUCAAUAUAUCAGAAUGUCCAUACAUCAUCCACGCGAAGUGCACUCAAAGCUCUCCCUUCCGCGUGCCCCUUGAAAGCGAGGCGGGCAAUUAUGCCAGCGAAAUGCGCGCGAGAAAGGCCACCAGUGCGAUACGCGCGUGGCUCCAAGUAGUAUAGAUCGAAGUUUGGCCAGACACGAGAAUAAUAUAGCUGUGGGUGUUGCUCGCAGUUUUGAAGUUACGCGACGAGGAAGAGGAUGAUGUAUACGGUGGGAAAAGGUGUCGUAAAGCGAUGGCUCUCGAGUUUUUUUUCGAACGGAAAAGAGUUUUAUCGUUUAUCGUGAAACGACUGCUGCUGGCGCUAUCAGAAGUAUGGCUGGUUGAGGUUGCGGCGUACGCACGGGGUAGGUAAGCUGCUGCGGGCUUGAUGCCUGCGAGGCAGACUUGAAUUACGGUGAUUCUCCCGAGCUCCUCGCGCGCUUAUUCCCUAACGUUAAGCCGAUUAUUCGGCAAACGCUACGUAUGCUGCUUCGCUAAACCUUUGACUUUGCCAACUCGACGAGUGUACUUGUGGACUUGUAGCAGACGGAGGAACUCUGCCUCGUGUGCUAAAAGUAAUGCAUUCUCAUUCGGACAGGUUUUACGAAACGGCUUCGAAUCAAUGACUCGUGAAUAUUCCGCCAGCCGCUGCUGCAAAGUUUGGGGACACAGAUAUAGCUGGCAGCAACGCCACGCCGGACGAAAAUAAUCGAUUAACGUCGAUAAAAUUGCAGUCGGUAGGUGCACGAAUAACGAUGGCUUCACUAGCGCGGUCAGAUAUGCAGGCUAAAACCCGCGCCAGCCGAGUGGCAGGCGACGAGAAAAAGCCGCGAAGACGCGAGUUCUCGCAGACACGCGCAGCUAUCGGCCGAUCGAAAAUUCAAUUGGCAGAGCCGAGGCUGUCGCUGGUGGGAUCUCGCUCGCGCGCCAGCCCAUCGGCAAUCUCGAGAUUGACGCCCGACACCGGCAUCGCGACGGCAAGCCGUACGGUCGCUUCUCGCGGGCUGUCGGCACCGAGCUCGGCCGAAGUAUAAUACGGUUACGGUGCAACCAAAACAAAGUAGGUUGCUGCGUUGCUGCGCGGCCUUGUUGCGAGCCAUUUUUCGCCAGCUAGUAUCCGAGGCUAGGUCGCGCCGGGAAAAGCUCCGCUGGUACAUUGAUAUCGAUCGCGCAGCUUCGGAUUCCCUCUCCGCCGAAGCGUUCGCUUGGUUUCCCUUUGGCUAGUCGGCCGUCCCGCGGCGGCGUGUCUUAACAAUGCGGCCCGGUCCUUUGUACGCACGACGGCACGCUCCACGCAUUUAUCCGCACUCGAUGAGCUCGCCUUGCUCGCUUGCAAGCGCACAUUACCUACCUUGUCCUGUUUUUCAUUGCUAGAGCGGAUAGCGGGCGCCUGCUUGUUGUAACCAAGUGCGCGCCAGUACUUAAACAGAGUCUAUUAAAUGGGCUCGAGCGAGGUGGCUGCCAGCGAAAUUCCGUUGUUACGCAUUGGCAGCUCGCUGCCGUCGAGCCACCUUUUACACUUACAAUCAUAUUGUAUUUCAAACACCACAUCUAAAAAUGCUUGUGAUAUAACUGAGUAGAAAUUUCAAAUGUUAGAUAUGCAUAUACAGAAUAUACAGAAUAUAUAGACUAUAUAUACACCUACAUAACGAGUGCAGCCUGUAUGGAAAGCGCAACUUCUCGACUACACUCCUGAUCGGAUAAUGUUCUUCGAGCAGCAACACUCGGUCUAAUAUCGCGUAAUUGAACGAUGAGCUCUAUCAGCUUUACUAGCGAUACACGCGUCUCGCGUGUCUGCUCGCGUGAGGUUGCACUUUUGGUACGACUGCAAUUUGAUUGAACCAGACAAUUGGCCGAUUACGGGUAUACUUUUACGAGAAUACACAUGUAUAUUUUUGUUCGUCUUAUGUAAGACAAUACGUUUAAUGUUUAAGAGCCAACCAAAGUCUUGAUCGUUGACCUUGUCUUCGUUAUAUGUACUAUAUUGUUUAUACAUCGCCUAGCGACCAGCUUGAAGCUUCAAGCUCGCUGAUUAUGGUGUAUUAGUGCUGCUGCGUCAUCGUGUACAAAAUAUGAAAACUUAUAUGAAAAGUCCAACUGUUGAACAGAUCAGUAGAUCACUCGAGCAAAAGCAUUUACUCUAGUGGUAGAGGCCAAUCAAUCGCACGACUAUCGAUCGUGCUGGAUUAAUAACUACUCUUACACUGCGUGCUUAGCUUGGGAUAACACUUACGUGCUGCAACGAUUAGAAGCCAGCUUUUCAUAUUCAGUUGCUUCACUGCGCAGCGACAUCGGAAUCGCUCUUUGCGCAUAUACAUUUCUGAAAAGCUUCUUGGUUAGGCGCAUUCAUAGAGGCGAGUCGUGCGAGCUCGAUAAAGCUAAUUGUACAGUAUUACUUGUCGCAAUUAUCCGUGAAAACGAACAAAACUAUCUUAUCGACAAUCAAAUUCUUUCGGUUCAAUAAAGUACAAACAAUUGUAAAUUGAAUACUUGAUCAGCACACAAGAUGAUUAAAUAGAUAAAAUGAUUAUUAAUUAUUACCACCGUGGGCAGAAGCGCCCAAUAGCUUCAUUAGCAAACGAGAAAUUCUGUCGCGUCAGUGCGUUGAGUUUUAUUUAUCGGCAAGCGGACGCAAAAUGAAGUUGAAUUUUCAAGAAAUGAAUUUCAAUCGAUACACUCCACGUCCAAGAGUCGUUGAUCAUUUGUUUUCUAGCAAUUUUAGCCCGGGUCACAUUUAUUUUCAACACCAAGCAAACAGUCAGUCAAGUAGAAGAGAUAAAACCACUUAAUGAUAGUUGAACGCUUUGAUAACGUUUUUCUAUGCUUCGCGAAAAUUCGUGCAAAGAACGCCCUCGGGUGUGUAUACGGCCUGGCUAAUGUGGCCACAGACACAAAGGGACAAUUGAUGAUUCCAGAAAUUACAGGCGAACGCACGCACGAUUCACGCUCUGUCAUCAGUCGUACGCACGUGUAUGUAUAAGUACGCGAGUCUAUGCAAGGACAAAGGGUUCAUUGGCGCCCAGCGUGUCAAACGCACUGACGCGUUAACCUUGAAUUUUAGAAAUGAUAUAUAUAGUUAUUAAUGACCACAGGCGAGAAAAAAAAUAUUUACAAAACGAAAAAAAAUAUUACAAUGAUACGUAUAAAAAAUGAGUUUGAUGGUUAUAUUUAAAUGAGAUGUAGCUGCGAAUGUUCUAUAACGGUAUGAUUAUUAUUAUUAUUAUAUGAAUAACAGUAACUCGUAUACAUAGAGAACGUUGUACUCUGCAGCGAAUAUAACUGUAUGUGUAUGUAAAUAUUAAGUAUUAUAUCUGAUUAUUUAGAAAUCAAAGGUGAAUAAAAAUAAAUUAU
This is a messenger RNA of Phymastichus coffea, 9681 nucleotides long. RefSeq names its product BTB/POZ domain-containing protein KCTD12-like. The transcript has 3 exons. Gene Ontology annotation, biological process: protein homooligomerization. Lineage: Eukaryota; Metazoa; Arthropoda; Insecta; Hymenoptera; Eulophidae. The record is from RefSeq and is a predicted model, not a curated record. The coding region runs from base 303 to 1052 and encodes 249 amino acids.